ACUGUGUUCAUUCUUUCUGGCACAAUCGAUCGCCGAGCCAUGGUUAGAAAGUGCUUUGUUAAGGGACAGCUUCAUAGAGAUGGUUUGGUAGAAGUCGUUUCCUGUUUUGGACAUUGUGGGCAUCCACACCCUCUGCCAACUUCCACAGAGAAUGAAGUCUCCAGGGACCAUGAACUUGCCAACACCAAUGCAAGUGGCGCUUAUACUCUAGAUCCAAGCACCUCUUCAUAUGAAAGCUCCAGUCAGACUUGCAGCAACGAUGAUUUUGACAUAGACGAGGAAGAAGACGUAGAGCACGAAGGAGAAGGUGAAGACGAGGUCAUUAUCGUUGACGAUGUUCCUCAGCCAGUACCGAGCCAGGAUACUGUUGCCAAAGAGAAAACUUUGGAGGCAUAUAGGCGAUUUGAGCAAAAACUUCUACAAGUAGGUGAAUUGAUGCAAAUGUUCGUUGAGGACCAGCGAUACGACCUCAUGAACAAGUUCAAUGAUAUGCUUGAACUUGUGAUGCAACAGGUCCCACCUGAUCUGAUUAAUCGAACCAAUUUUGGAAAGCAGUUGAAUGCUCAGUCUGAGAAUUCAUGA
Molecule: messenger RNA, 582 nt
Organism: Cylicostephanus goldi
Lineage: Eukaryota; Metazoa; Nematoda; Chromadorea; Rhabditida; Strongylidae
Source: the annotation of a GenBank genome assembly